UCCCCUAGUCCUCCUAAACUUCCUGCUCCAAGUUUAGUUUUUCUCCCUAUCUCUCUCUCUUCUGUGCAUGUGUGUCUGUCUAUGGGCGGGACCCACUACAGGUUCCUGCCUCUGGCUGAACGCACCUGCAGCAAUCUGCCACCCACAUCAUCUCAUCAUGUUUCUGUUGUCAGUAGCAGUGACAGACUUUCAGACUCAGUGUGAGGAUGGGGCUCACUGUGCUCAGUGUGCUGUCCUUAUUCUUGCUGAAUAUUACCCUCUGCUGUGGAGACGCUCAAGAUGCUGAGCUGAGCCUUAAACCAAACGUAUCCCAUUUAUUUGCUGGAGAGUCUGUAACCUUCAUCUGUGACAUGAGAGAGGGAAAUGCCACUGACUGGUUUUACAAAUUCAACUGGAAUGAUCAAGAAAUGGUCCACUUCACUAAAAGUAGCUCCUACUCACUUUACCUGACAGCAGAGCUGAGUGGGAAUUAUCAAUGUAUUGGUCGCCGCAAUGGCUUGAAAGAUUUUACAAAACAGAGUAAUAACCUGACUCUGUCCAUAUCAGCACACAGACCCACGGCGACUAUAACAGCAGACAAGACAACUGUUCCAGUGGGGGGCUCGGUGACACUGACCUGCUCUGUUCAGGGCUCUGCUGGCUGGACGUAUGAUUGGUUCAGACAAAUCCCAGAUUCUCGUGAAGUAGCAAUUAAUACGAACAGUUUGCAGAACUUCAUUAGUGUCUCAGACGAAGGCAUCUAUCAGUGCAGAGGAAGAAGAGGAAACCCAGUUUUCUUCACAAACCUCAGCAAAGUGUAUCACAUUCAGAAAACAUUGUCCAACAGGGCCUUUGUGACUCUGCAACAGAACUGGACUCAGAUAUUCAGCGGUGAGAUGAUCACCAUCAAAUGUGAGAUCCAAGGAGGAGAAAACACUGAGUGGCAGUAUGAAUGGAGAACAACAAGCUCAAAAACACCUCCCACACACAGUGAAUACAACAUCAGCAGGGCUUCAUUUACCUACAACGGGCAAUAUUGGUGUAAGGAAAUUCAGGUGAUUAGAAACGAAGAACCAGAUCAAAUGAUCACUGUCACACAGGGAGGCAUCUACUACUGCAAGGGAGGGAGAGGAAACCCGGUUUUCUUCACAGAGGACAGUGAUCCAAUCACUAUUGAAAAAAGAGUUUCCAACAAAGCAGUUGUGUCCCUGGAGCCCAGCUGGCCUCUGAUAUUCAGUGGUGAGAAGAUCACUGUUAGAUGUCAGAUUUCUUUAGGUAGACGCACUGAGUGGGAGUAUGAGUGGAGCAAACCCGACUCAAGCACAGGUCUGGCAAAUAAUGCAUCCAUCAAUCUUAAUGCAUCUGUGAUCAGCAGUGGAAGCUACAGGUGUAUGGGUAAAAACAAACAGGAGCUGUACUCUGUGACAGAGUGGAGUGAUGUCAUCACACUGACAGUCUCUGGAAACAGACCAAAGACCAGCAUCAGUGCUGACAGUAGAGUCCUUCCAGAAGGUGACACAGUCACCCUGACCUGCUCUGUGACACUAUCUACUCCUGGUUGGAGUUUCUACUGGUACAGAGGCAAGAAAACCUCAGAACCACUGACGAUGGCAGAAGUUGUUCUCCACUCUGAUGGACAAAUCGGUGUAUCACAGGAAGGAGACUAUUGGUGCAGAGGAGGACGAGGCAACCCAGUUUACUACACAGACUACAGUGAUGUGAUCAGUAUUAAGAAAACUGUUAGAAACAGGCCUGCUGUGACUCUGCAUCCAAACUGGCCUGAGGUAUACAGCAGAGAGACAAUCACUUUGAAAUGUGAGAUCCCAGGAGAAGACACUGAGUGGGAUUAUGAGUGGGCAACAAGCAGCUCACAUCAACCUCCAAACCAAAAUGAAUACAAGAUUAACUCUGUUUCUACAUCACACCGUGGGCACUACUGGUGUAAGGGCAGGAUGAGAAGUGCACAACAGAAUUCAACAAUGUGGAGUGCAUCCUUUCAACUAAAGAUAGUUUAUAAUAAACCCCGUCCUGUCCUCACUGUGUCUCCAUCAUGGCUGAGUCCUGGAGCCUCAGUAACUCUGAACUGUGAGGUUGAACAUCCGUCUGCAGGAUGGAGCUUCUACUGGUAUAAAGCUGUUCAUGAUCUGAAAACAUACAGCUAUGAAUAUUACAUUUAUGAGCUGCUACCUGAUGGCAGUGGGACUGCACAGGACUCCUACAUCAUUCAUGGACAGACACACACAGCAGGAUAUGUGUGCAGAGCUGGAAGAGGAGACCCAGAGUAUCACACUGAUCACAGUCAACCAAAGUUUGUCUGGUCUGCAGAUUUAAAUUCAGCAGCCUCUCUCACAGUCAGUCCUAACAGUGUGCAGCACUUCAUCUAUGAUUCAGUAACUCUGAAUUGUUCUGGAAACUCUUCUCAGUGGAGAAUAAUGAUAUUUACUCAGCACGGCUACCUGAGAAAACUCCGGGAAUGUGGAAACUGGGGGAUAAUGACUGAAUCCACAUGCAACAUAGAUCUUGACUGGUACCACCGGUAUCACCGGUAUCCUGUGUACUGGUGUGAGUCUGAAUCAGGACAGUUCAGCAAUGGAAUCAACAUCACUGCACGUUUUACUGGUGUGAUCCUGGUGAGCCCUGUCCAUCCAGUCAAUGAGGGGGACUCUGUUGCUCUUGGCUGCAAGUUGAGGACAGGAAACUUCAAUUCCACUGUUGCAUUCUACAAAAAUGGGAAACUAAUUCAAAAUGAUGACCGAGAAAAGCUAAAUAUCCCUGCAGUGUCAAAGUCUGAUGAAGGCUUCUACAAGUGUGAAUAUUCAGGGCACGAGUCACCACAAAGUUUGAUGUCAGUAAAAGGAUCCAGAUCUUCACUUUCUGUCUCUCUAAUCACGGGGCUGGUUAGUGGUGUCUCACUGAUUCUCCUGCUGUCCCUGCUGCUCUGUUGUUGGCACAAAAAACCAAAGGGUACACUUUGUAUCAGACCAGCCCAGUCUCAGGAAACCAGUCAGACUGCUGCUACAGUUCAAACUAUGAGCCAGGAUGAAAAUCAGCAGCAAAUAUAUUCCUCUCUUCUUCACGGUGACAUGAAUGUCUAUGAGUCAUGUAGACCUUCUGAAAACACUGGUGGACGGACAGAUGACUACAGAAAUAUCUCUCUUCAGCUCAGAAGUGUUGGACAGAGGGGAAAGCGUGAUGAUCCAGAGGAAACCUCUGACUACCAUAAUGUAGAUCCAAACUCAGCUACAGAAAGUUGUAGAAGUUUUCAGACGUGUCACUGCUGGAUGUGAGGAUGGGAGCCACUUUGCUCUGUGAGCUGGGCCUAUUCUUGCUCUGUAUGCUCCUCUGCACUGGACACACUCAAGAUGCUGUGCUAACUAUUGAACCCAACUGGUCCAGUUUUUUCAUUGGAGAGUUUGUUACCUUCAAAUGUGACAUGAAUGAAAGAAAAGACACUGACUGGUAUUACACAAU
Messenger RNA from Oreochromis niloticus (Nile tilapia), 3450 nucleotides. Its product is annotated as Fc receptor-like protein 5. Gene Ontology annotation, molecular function: transmembrane signaling receptor activity. Lineage: Eukaryota; Metazoa; Chordata; Actinopteri; Cichliformes; Cichlidae. The transcript is spliced from 22 exons. Gene Ontology annotation, biological process: immune response; cell surface receptor signaling pathway. The record is from RefSeq and is a predicted model, not a curated record. The coding region runs from base 207 to 3266 and encodes 1019 amino acids. Gene Ontology annotation, cellular component: external side of plasma membrane.